CAUAAACCAAGAAUAAAGUGGUCGUGGUGGAGGAGCACAUUCAUAUGACAAACGUAGCUGUAUACAUUUCCAUAUAAAAAAAAAUGUUACAAACCAAGUCUCGUGGAUGAUUGAGCUCUUCCAACUUGAAAUUUAUUCCUACCCUUGGAAAUGUCAGUGAUUUUAUGUGCUCAUCUUCCUAUGAGAUCCACUCUUGUAAGUUUGUAAGUCAAUGAGGAAAAUGACGUCGUCGAGUAUACAGAAGUUUGCAGUGCAUGGAAGGAAGUGUUGCGUGACUGUGACAUGACAUCUUCGCGUUCUAUGGAAACAACGAUUUAACAUCGAGAAUGCCUGAGGUCGAAAUCGAUUCUCUUCACAACUUUCCAAAAGAUGCCGUCGUCGUCGUUCGAAGUCAAUUUCUUCAUCUCUCGACCAGACAGGGGAGGGGGAGGGGGGAAUCUACUGCGACUCUGGGGUCCUACGGCACAGUUGAAGUGCAAGAAGCAGGGGACCUGAGGACCCCUCGGCAGUCAUCCGCAACUUGCAUUCUGUCAUCUCGUCGGCGGAGAUUGUGUGGGCAGCUCAACGCGACACGACUCGUCAGCAGAGGCACUAGUGCGCAGGAAUUUGGCUGACGAUUCGGCCAUUCAUUCAUGCUCCACCCCAGGUCGCUCGCCGAUCUCUGCAGCUGAGCUAUGGCAUUCUUACAUUCCUCGGACUGGGCAGGGAGUGUCGGGUGCAAUCGUGGAUAAUUUGUGCAAGCAGGUCCCGGAUUUUGUGGAUGUGGGAGAGAAGCGGAGAAAAGUGAUGAGCGAGAGCGGUGAAUGAUGAGCGAGAAGGGACGAGGAUGACGAUCGUGGGAUUGUUCCGGAGGUACAAGAGGUGGAAUCCCGUGCAUCCGACGUUCGGUGCAUUCUGGGGAGUCGGGGUCGGAUUGGGCUGUGGCGUGGGAUGGGGUCCGGGAUUUGGCCCUGAAGCUGUGGGAUUCGUGGGUGCGGGAUGUGGAGUCGGAUUCAGCGUGGGCGUCACGUUGAUCGGCAUCGGAGUGGGCCUUCCGGCGAGCGGCCUGACAUGCCUUCCAUUCGACGCGUUGAUGUGGACGGGCAAAGGAGCCUCGAGCCUCACCUUCAACCACGCCAUCCCCGCUCUGGCGUUCGGCGCCAAGCAGAGUUGGCAGGCCAUGGCGCUGCAGUCCGCUGCUCUCGAGAAGGGCGUCCAGAGGUUCUGCGAAAUCGAAGUUCCCAAGGGUCGAGAGUUCAUGCACAGGCUGCAGAUGAGGGUUUCCAAAGGCCUGCGAGCCUCGUCCAAGCCUCCGGGCGAACCUGAAUUCCGGUCACCCCACGUCCACUUCAACCGAGGAAUCAAGAAAAUUGAGAAUUCUCCGACUGGAACUAGCUCAUCGCCUCCGUUCCCGCCUCCGAGGACCGACCGACCACCUGCGACGCUCACGAAGGAUUCUGCUGCUGAUAGGAGCUGACAAUCUGCUCUCGCAACAUUUGUACAUUGUAGCUCAAAUUUCUCAGCAAGGCUAAUUCCAUGGGGACGUAAUUGUGUGUUCACGGAAAAUCUGUAUGGGUGAAGCUCUUUUCAGGUCGCAAAAUGCUUGCUUAAAUGGAACAUACGAGCGGAUUGAAGAUUUCUGGCCUAAGCUCUGCAAAAGAAGGCUGGCUGCUCGCUGGUAGAAUGACAUAUUAUUGGCGUUCUUCGUCUGUAUCCCACCCCUGAGAAUUCGCCCAAAGGGUCUACAUUCACUUAACUUGUAGGAUUCUCAUGGAAGAGUUGGCCUCAGAUUUACCAGGACGACUGGUCAGGUGGCUGAAAGCCGAGGUAGAUAUUCAUGUACAGAGCAUGUUCGUGUGUUGGGAUCGAGCAACAAGGUAGAUGUUUUUCGUCCCUUGAUGUCUCAAUCAAUCUUGCGGUGAAGACAUGUGAAUCGAUGACAAUGCAAGAUCGAGUCUUCCAUGACACCGAUUUCUCAACCGCGGACGAUCAGGUAUUUUUAACUGUACAAUAUGCAGGUUGUUGUGACAGGAGCUCAUGCAUUAUCUUGCUUAUCUUUUAAUGCUUGAGUCCGCGACUCUGAAGUAAAAUUGGACGGUCACCCAGCGAAAGCCGCGGUCAGCACACACUUUAUUGUCUCAAGCCAUGUUUUUGAAUGGGAGUGCCCAAGUAAAUAUGAAAGUGUACAUCAUCUUCAACUGAAGGGUCUGGAGUUCCAAGGCUGCACUGAGUUCACUUUGGAUCAAGUCAAAGGGUGCUCGGAUUUCUGAAUCUUUCACUUGAUCUCCCGCAAGCGAAGCAUGCACUUGGCAAAGAUAAGAAUAGAUAUAGAAGCAUAGGAUGUCAAGCAUAUGAAGCUUUUGCUCUGUGCAAUUGUUGUGGUCAUGCUCUGCUACACCAUCUACUUCCUAAGACAACGGCAUGAGAAUAACCGCGAGAUUUGUCAUGAGCAUAGUCCUGUCGUUUAUGCUGGUGUGGAGAAUGUGAAAUCAGUGACUUUGGUCUUCGGAGAUUAAGGUUCUGAUGGAUGUAGUCAGGCGUGAAUACUCUAAAACGCUGAUUGUCUUGCAUUUUAGCGGAAAUUGCUCUCCAACUGUGUGAGUGAUGCAGUGGCUACAAGCAGGAAUUUCUUUUAUGGCUGAAGGUUGAUAGUUGUCAGAGCUGUAUGAGCUCUAAUUUAUUUUUUAAGUCAAUAUCCAUCACUAGGAACUCAACAAGUAUGGAUGAUUGUCACGAAACAUCCCAAGAAUUUUGAUGCGUCAGAAGCUCGGUGCGCUAGAGACGUCAGUGGAUUGGUGGUGCAUGUGUGCUCUAAUAUGUUUAGAAAGUGGCUAUCCUUCCGCUAACAGUGGACUGUCACCAAUUUUUCAGUCCC
Marchantia polymorpha subsp. ruderalis is the source of this 2854-nucleotide messenger RNA. Lineage: Eukaryota; Viridiplantae; Streptophyta; Marchantiopsida; Marchantiales; Marchantiaceae. The record is from the annotation of a GenBank genome assembly.